AUGAUCUACCUGGUGGACCGAUACGCGAAAGAUGAUGUUGGAGGACAGCUCUACCCGAAAGAUCCACAGAAGCGAGCUGUGGUAAAUCAACGGCUGUACUUUGACAUGGGUACACUGUACCAACGGUUCGGAGAUUACUACUAUCCGCAGAUAUUCGAAGGAGCUGCGGCAAACCCGGAGAACUACAAGAAGAUCGGAGAGGCAUUGGAGUUCUUGGACACAUUUCUGUGUGGUCAACAGCGUAUCGCCGGAGGAAGUUGUCUAAACUCUGGCAGAUUUGAGUGUGCUGGCAACACUGACAACCUUCGAAGUAGCUGGUUGAACCCGCAGCAUACCAUCCCGACCCUGGUCGACAAUGGCUUCUCCCUGUGGGAAUCCCGCGCCAUCAUGGGCUACCUGGUCGAAAAGUACGGCAAGGACGACAAACUGUACCCCAAGGACCCGCAGAAGCGCGCCCUGGUCAACCAGCGCCUCUACUUCGACAUGGGUGUGUUCUACCAGCGCUUCGGAGACUACUGGUACCCGCAGAUCUUCGCCAAGCAGCCCGCCAACCCGGACAACUUCAAGAAGAUGGAGGAGGCCGUCGGCUUCCUGAACACCUUCCUGGAGGGCCACCAGUACGCCGCCGGCGAUGAGCUGACCAUUGCCGAUCUGAGCUUGGCCGCGUCCGCCGCCACCUACGAGGUCGCCGGAUUCGACUUCUCCAAGUAUCCCAACGUGCAGGCAUGGCUCGAACGGUGCAAGAAGAACGCCCCCGGCUACGACCUGAACCAGGCCGGUGCCGAUGAGUUCAAGGCCAAGUUCCUGUCCGGAAUGUAA
Molecule: messenger RNA, 819 nt
Organism: Aedes albopictus (Asian tiger mosquito)
Lineage: Eukaryota; Metazoa; Arthropoda; Insecta; Diptera; Culicidae
Product: glutathione S-transferase 1-like
Exons: 2
Coding region: 1-819 (272 amino acids)
Biological process (GO): glutathione metabolic process
Molecular function (GO): glutathione transferase activity
Source: RefSeq, a predicted model, not a curated record